This is a messenger RNA of Aricia agestis (brown argus), 2975 nucleotides long. RefSeq names its product ataxin-2-like protein. The coding region runs from base 402 to 2963 and encodes 853 amino acids. Gene Ontology annotation, molecular function: RNA binding. Lineage: Eukaryota; Metazoa; Arthropoda; Insecta; Lepidoptera; Lycaenidae. The transcript is spliced from 19 exons. Gene Ontology annotation, cellular component: cytoplasmic stress granule. Gene Ontology annotation, biological process: cytoplasmic stress granule assembly. The record is from RefSeq and is a predicted model, not a curated record.
UAUAAAAGAGUGAAAACUAAUUUGUUUUAAAUUUUUUGCAAUACUUUUGAUGAAUACGUCACAGCGCCAUGUUGUAUUCCUGCGCUGAUUGCAGGCACUAGAAAUCUGCCAACCCGUUUGUUUUUGGGGUAUAAAACCUGAAAAUAUAUCGAACAGCGAUUUUGUAUCCAAAUAUAUUUUAAUUUAUAUUGUUAGCAAAUGUCAAACAACUUUAGUGGUUUCGAUGCAUACUUGUAGUCGAAUUUUAAGUGCUAACUCAUAAUUUCAACUGCAGUUUUGUGCAUCCGCGAAAGUUGAAAGGACUGUGUUGUAAAAGAAAGAAGUGAUAAUUAGCCAAAAUUCCGGUCCCUACGCGUAGACGAGAAGGUGCCUACCCACCGGGGCAGUCGGGCGAAGGAGAUAUGAACAACAAACGAAAAAAUCGCCAAGGGCCACCGAGAUCGCCCCGGGGCCGCGUGAUGGCUGAGGGCGUGUACAGCAACGCGCACUUCAUGCACGCGGCGACGUCCCACGUCGGCGACACGGUGCAAGUUCUCACCCAGUCCGGCAGCCUCUGGGAGGGCGUGUUCAAGACUUUCAGCGCUCAGUUUGAGGUGGUACUAGAAGUGGCGCACCGCGUGGACCAAGAGGGCGCGGUGGCUGUGGACUCUGUGGUGGAGAAGCUGAUCUUCAAGCCACAGGAUGUGGUCUCCAUCCGCGCCAAGGACUCCGACCUCGAGUACGCCACGCACGACGUCUUCCAGACCGACGCCGCCAUCUCCAAGUUUAAUGGUAACGGUCGGACGGCGGAGGAGCGGCACCUAGAGCCGUGGGACGGGUGCGAGGAGGAGGCGGGGCGGGACGAGCUGGAGCUCGAUCGCGCCAACGGCUGGGACGCCAACGACAUGUUCCGCAAGAACGAGGAGGUGUACGGCGUCCACAGCACCUACGACCACUCGCUAGCGGGGUACACGCUGCCGCUGCAACGGAAGGAUACGCAGGAUUAUAGAGACGCAGAAGCGAAGGCCGAGGAAAUAGCGGCGGAGAUAGAGAGCGCGCCGGCGUACAAGGCGCGCAUAGACCUGGAGAACGGCGACGAGGAGGCGGCGUUCGCAGCCGUCGCGCGCCCCGACACCGGCAAAUACGUCAUACCCAACAAGAGAAAGGGCAUGCAGCCGGGCAAGCCCACGAAGUCGGGAAACGGUGGAGGGGGCGGGGCGGGUGGGGCGGGGUCCGGCGCGGGGGGCAAGCCGUUCACGUCGCGCGACAAGGACCGCCCCCCGCGACACCUGCUCACCCCGCCCGCCGCGCCGCCCGCGCCGCAGCCGCAGCCCGCGCCCGCCACGCCCAGGCCAGAAGAACAGUCCAACAGCCCCGCUUCGAGUACGUCGAGCAGCGGGAGCGGUGCGCACGCGCCGCCCGGCAAGAGCUACGCGGCGCAGGCGGCCGCCUACCACGCCCCCCCACCCUUCCCGCCGCCCUUCGCUCAUCACCAAGCUGCAGCUGGUGGCAAAAUGAAUGGGGAGCCUAGACCGGCACCCAUACCGAGACAAGGGUUCCCGCCACACCAUCACCAUAACCCGCCCCCGGGCGCGGAGAGUCACGCGCGACCGCCGCGGCACCACGUGCCGCACCCCGCGCACGCCCCGCCCCCGCCGCCGCAAGAUGUACGCAAGGAUGAUGUGCAGGAGCUGCGCAAGUUCGGUCAGGAGUUCAAGCUGGUGACGUCAGGGGCCGUGGCGCCGGCGCCGCUGCCGCACGCCUCGCCCGCACCGCCGCACGCGCACCACCCCCCGCCCGCCGCGCCCGCGCCUAUACCGCCACAGCACGCUGUGCCGGCAGCGGCCGCCGCGCCGAGCCCCGGGCCCGCACCGCCGAGCCCGCCCGAGGUGUCCGCCAACGCCGGCGCACCCUCCGACCCGCCCAAACGCACCAUACAUCACAAGCCGGCACCAGUGCCGCCCAAACCCGAGGAGGCGGCGGAAGAGCGGUCGGCGUCGUCGUCGUCGCCGCCGGCGUCCACGUCGCCCGAACGCGUGGAGCGAGUCGCGGCGGCGCUCAAGAACUCCAAGCUCAACCCCAACGCCAAGGAGUUCAACCCCAGCGCCAAGCCGUUCACACCCCGCAGCCCCACCACGCCUAGUCACAGCAGACCACACACGCCAGGUACGCCGGUGGGCAUGGGCGGCGUGGGCAUGGGCGUGGGUGGAGUGGGCGUGGGCAUUGGCGGGGUGGGCGUAGUCGGCGCGGGCGUGAGCUACGUGCCACCGCCGCCGCCACACAUGGUGACGGUGCCAGGAUAUGCUGUGAUCGCGGCGGCAGCGGCGGCCGCGCAGCAGCCCCCGCCCUACCUUUCACAUCCGCACCCCCUGUACGGGGCGGCGAUGAGCGGCGGCGCUGCGAUGGCGGGCGGCGCGGGACAACACGGGCCCAUGCAGCAGCCGCAGAGGAACUUCAGGAAAGGAUCGGGCGUGCAGGUGGCGACGGCGACGGGUCAGCCGCUGCUGGCGCCGGCGCCGAUGCAGCAAUUCGUGCCGUACCCGCACCCGCACCCCGCGCCGCCGCAGCCGGCGCUCCAGUACCAGCACAUGGUCCGAAUGUACCACCACGGCGGUGGCGUCGGUGUGGGCGUGGGCGGCGGUGUGGGCGUCGGGGGCGGGGUCGGAGUGGGUGGGGGCGGCGAGUACGCGCCCCCCGCGCCAUCGCCCGCCGCGCCCUCCCCUGCGCUGUACCCGCCCCCCUCGCCCGCGCACACGCCCCACCCCCACCCACAUCCGCACCCGCAUCCUCACCACCACUACCAGCAGCCGCCUUUCCAGGUGCUGUGCCCCCUGAUGGGCGGCGGCGCCCACCACCACCACCACCCGCACGUGUACCUCAAUCACGCACCGCCCACCGCCAGCCCGCCCCACCACCCCGCCCACCAUGUGCAGCAGGUGCUGCUGCCCCCGCACCAGGCCGGCGCGCCCGUCGCGCACCCGUAACGCGACGCCACG